Penicillium taxi is the source of this 1575-nucleotide messenger RNA. RefSeq names its product glycoside hydrolase family 43 protein. NCBI's taxonomy places the organism in Eukaryota, Fungi, Ascomycota, Eurotiomycetes, Eurotiales, Aspergillaceae. Gene Ontology annotation, molecular function: hydrolase activity, hydrolyzing O-glycosyl compounds. Bases 1 to 1575 code for a protein of 524 amino acids. The transcript is spliced from 5 exons. The record is from RefSeq and is a predicted model, not a curated record. Gene Ontology annotation, biological process: carbohydrate metabolic process.
AUGAUCUUUACUAACCCCAUAAUCCCAGGAUUCAACCCCGAUCCCUCCAUAGUCCGAGUAAAUAGUGACUUUUUCCUGGUAACGUCAACAUUUGAGUAUUUCCCAGGCACCGCAAUCUAUCACAGUCGCGAUCUGAUCCAAUGGAAAUUAAUCGGACAUGCAUUGACAAAAUCGAGUCAGCUUCAGAUCCAUACUCCAGAGCCUGGGGGUGGAGUAUGGGCCCCAACUAUAAGACACCGUGAUGGCAUGUUCUAUGUGGUUGCUGCUAGUUUCCAACGUUAUUGUCCCCAGCAAGAUGAUCGAGUCUGGCCGCAGGGUUUCUACGUUCAGACGACCGAUAUCUGGGAUGAUAGGUCAUGGUCGGAUCCCGUAUAUUUUGACCAAGUCGGAUUCGAUCAAGAUCUUUUCUGGGAUGAUGACGGCACAGUUUAUCUUUCUUCCACUUACCGAAAACUCCAGCCCACACCAGGCGUCAAUUUGAAAGACUUCGCCAUCCAUAUCUGCACCGUUGACCUGGUCACCGGAAAGUCCACAUCCGAGCCCAAAUUGAUUCGCGAGUCAUCAUCCGGCGUCGCGGAAGGAUCACACAUUUACAAACGUGGUCACUAUUACUACCUUUUCACAGCUGAGGGUGGUACUGAGAGUGGACAUUGCGAGUGGGUUAGUCGCAGUGAAUUUGGCCCAAUGGGACCAUGGGAAGUUGGUCCAGAGAAUCCUCUUUGGCGAAAUGGAGUUGAAGAUGAAGUGCAGAACACUGGCCAUAUUGAUCUAAUCGAGGAUGCGUAUGGUCAAUGGUGGGCUGUUUUGCUAGGUGUUCGGCCUAUGCGGAAAGAAGGAGAAUGGGAGGAAUCUGUUCUAGGAAGAGAGACUUUUCUUGUCCCGGUGAGAUGGGAAGAUGAUUGGCCUGUUGUUAAUGAGGGCAAGAAAAUUUCACUUCAAUCCACUGGGCCGGGUCUUUACCAAUAUCAACCACCCGUCUCCUGGAGGGAUGACUUUUCUACCGUGGAAUUGACAUUAGGAUGGUAUAGAAAAAGUGAAGACAACACACCAAUCACAGUUGACUAUUCUCUCACUGAAAAUCCGAGCCAUCUUCGACUGUAUGGAGGGCCAUACAACCUCUCUGUACCAGCGUGCCCAACCUUGUUCUUGCGUAAGCAAACACACAUAUUCUGCACCUGGGAAACAAAAAUAUCCUUCCAGCCAAGAUCAGAAUAUGUCGAGUCAGGGACUGUGCUGUGGUGGAAUUACUUCACCUACACUAGCCUCGGCAUUCGGAAAAAAGGAGAUGGUCGGGUAAUUCGACUUCAACCAUCAGAAGGAGAAAUAUUCGAGAAGCCUCUAGCUCUCACAUCUGAAGUAACACUCAUAGUCGAAUGUGGCGAACAGUAUCGAUUUGGGUAUUUUGAAUCCACCGUUCCUCAGGUUACCUGGAUCGGAACAGUCUCGAAUCAGGCUGCGACAAAGGUACCGCCAGUGGGGGCCCCAUUCACAGGAAUGAUGUUUGGGCUUUAUGCAUUUGGCGAACGGCAGCGAUGCCUAGACCCUGCUGACUUUUCAUAUGCGGAGUUUCGAUAG